This is a messenger RNA of Salvia miltiorrhiza (redroot sage), 2499 nucleotides long. RefSeq lists its product as uncharacterized. The transcript is spliced from 11 exons. Gene Ontology annotation, molecular function: protein binding. The record is from RefSeq and is a predicted model, not a curated record. Bases 411 to 2063 code for a protein of 550 amino acids. NCBI's taxonomy places the organism in Eukaryota, Viridiplantae, Streptophyta, Magnoliopsida, Lamiales, Lamiaceae.
GUUUGUAGUUACCAACUCCUAAAAAAGUCAAUACACAAUUAAUAUCUCAAAUCUCAAUCUUAGAGCUUUCCUUUCAGUAUACUCUCACACACAAAACGGUUUCUCUCUCUCCCACACACAUAAAAGAAAGAGAGCUGAGAAAUUAAUGGGAAAAGAAAAAAAGGUAAAAAACCCUUGAUACGUACACACACAGACGCGCACAACAACACAAACUGUUUCCACCCCCUAGCAUUUAAGCACAACCCAGAAACCCAGCUUUCUUUUUAUUUCAUUUUUUUAAAUUUAAUUACUCUUCAAGAAAAAGGAAAAAAGAAUAGAUGAGAUGAACCCUUUUUCGAGUUCAUGAUCUCGUUGAAUUUUUGACUUAUUAUCGGUAUUCUGAGAUUUGUAAGUGGGUGAGGAGAAUAGGGAUGAUGAACAGUGGGGCGAGUAACAAUAUGAUGUCGUCGUCGGCGGCGUCGGCGUCUGGGAGCAACGCGCCGGGCCCUGGUUUGAAGACGUAUUUCAAGACGCCAGAAGGUAAAUAUAAGCUCCAGUACGAGAAGACUCAUCCCGCCGGUCUACUUCACUACGCCCAUGGCAAAACAGUCACUCAGGUGACGCUAGCUCAUCUUAAGGAAAAGCCAAUGCAGGCACUGUCACAAUCAUCAUCUACUUUAAAUGUAAGCAGUGGUGUGAGGUCUGCAGCAGCUAGGUUAUUAGGUGGAAGUAAUGGGAGUCGGGCACUUAGUUUUGUUGGAGGAAAUGGUGGAAGUAAGCCUGUGGGUAGCAGCAGUACCAGAAUAGGAUCAUUAGGGGCUUCAAGUUCGAAUAAUGUGGUCGGGAAUCCCAACUUUGAUGGAAAAGGGACUUACUUGGUGUUCAAUGUUGGAGAUGCAAUUUUUGUGAGUGACUUAAAUUCUCAAGAUAAGGAUCCUAUAAAGUCUAUACAUUUUAGUAAUUCAAAUCCUGUUUGCCACGCAUAUGACCCUGAUGCUAAAGAUGGGCACGAUUUGCUUAUUGGUUUAAACUCUGGAGACGUUUAUUCUGUGUCUCUUAGACAACAAUUACAAGAUGUUGGGAAGAAGCUUGUGGGGGCUCAGCACUAUAAUAAAGACGGUGCUGUUAAUAAUAGUCGCUGUACUUGUAUUACGUGGAUCCCCAAUGGAGAUGGCUCAUUUGUGGUAUCUCAUGCAGAUGGAAAUAUGUAUGUAUAUGAAAAGAACAAAGAUGGCUCUGGUGAUCCUUCGUUCCCUGUAAUCAAGGACCAGACUCAAUUUUCUGUAUCACAUGCACGCUAUAGUAAGAAUCCAGUUGCUAGGUGGCAUAUAUGUCAAGGUUCAGUAAAUGGCAUUGCCUUCUCAGCUGAUGGUGCUUAUAUAGCAACUGUAGGAAGGGAUGGUUACCUGCGAGUCUUUGACUAUAAAAACGAACAGCUCAUAUGUGGUGGAAAAAGCUAUUAUGGGGCUCUUUUAUGUUGUGCUUGGAGCAUGGAUGGAAAAUACAUUUUGACUGGAGGCGAGGAUGACCUUGUGCAAGUUUGGAGUAUGGAAGAUCGAAAGAUUGUAGCAUGGGGAGAAGGACACAACUCAUGGGUUAGUGGAGUGGCAUUUGAUUCAUAUUGGCUUGCUCCAAAUUCAGAUGGUGUUGGGGAAAACAUAGUCUAUCGGUUUGGUUCUGUUGGUCAGGAUACACAAUUGCUCUUAUGGGAUCUAGAAAUGGAUGAGCUUGUAGUGCCAGUUCGCCGUCCCCCAGGUGGCUCUCCAACUUUCAGUACUGGAAGCCAGUCGUCCCAUUGGGACAGCGCCUGCCCUGUGGGAACCUUGCAAUCAUCUCCAAGCAUGCGGGACGUUCCAAAGCUGUCCCCACUGGUAGCUCAUCGCGUCCACACAGAGCCUCUCUCUGGUUUGCUAUUCACUCAGGAAUCGGUCCUAACAGUUUGCCGCGAGGGCCACAUAAAAAUCUGGAUGAGGCCAGGCUUUGGCGACACCCAAUCAACCAACUCCGAGUCUUUCAUGAGCACGAGUUUGAAAGAAAAACCGCCAAUAGCCGGGAAGGGAGGCGGUUCGAGUUACAAACAGUGAAUGAUUCAAGAGCGAGUUUGUGCAGAAAGCUUUUGCUGCGUGGGAAGAAAAGAUGCUGCUUUUGCCAUUUGCACAGUUUUUUUUUUCACUGAAAUGACAAAGCAUAUGACAAAAAAAUCAUGUGCUGUAAGAUUAACUGACAAAGAGCAAUGUAUAGGCAGAGAGGGCUAGAAGUUGCCUUUGGAGAUAUUGUUGAGAUAGAAAAGCGCAGCCAAGUUUGUAAGUAGGAGAGAGCGGUCUCGUCUCAUGAAAAUAAUUCAAGUUGCGCCCUUGGAAAUUUCUCUCCAUUUUUUCUUUUUUAUUUGGUGGUCGAUUUUGCAUGGCCAAUUUUGCCACAUGAUAUAGCUGCCCAAUUAUUAUUAUUUCCAAAUAUUUUUGAUUGGCCAUUGCACUACUUGCUUUGCUACAACCCUUAUGAAUAUUCUCCUUUUCUUCA